Molecule: messenger RNA, 918 nt
Organism: Melampsora larici-populina 98AG31
Lineage: Eukaryota; Fungi; Basidiomycota; Pucciniomycetes; Pucciniales; Melampsoraceae
Exons: 5
Coding region: 1-918 (305 amino acids)
Source: RefSeq, a predicted model, not a curated record
AUGGCCGAACCCCCGAGCCAACUGUCGAUACCAGAAUAUAUAAUUUUGCAUUCCGAUGACCCAGCAGACCCACAACUUCGAUGUUCAGCAUGCAAUAGCCGUACCCUUAGCGAUUACCAAAGUCACCUUCGCACGCCUGCACAUCGACAAUCUGUUCAAUGUUUGCUUGAGCGUGAGGCGGCCGAUGAAGUGAUGCUCCAGGCCAUCCGAGCAACACAAGAGGAUAGCCCGAGAGAAACUCCCACCCUCGACUUGGCUCAAUACACACAACAUCAAUCUGACACCCCCCCGGCGGAAUCACCUGAAUCACCCCUCACUCCGCUCUCUUAUCUACGGAACCUGGACCCCAACGGCCGAUUGGACGAUGAUGCUUCCAGCACUGGAGACUCUGACCACGCUCUGGAUGUCCUUCAGCUCCGCCAAGCGUUAGAAGCCAUGGAGCACGUUGGGGUAAGCCCUGAAGACGACGAUGAGGACAUGUUACCCAACGAAAUGGACCUAGACGACGCCUUUGACGACGAUGACAGCCCUGAUACAAAUGGGUGGUACCCGUUCAAGUCCAAAGAGCGGCCGUCAUGCUUGCAAGUCACUCAUCACAUUCCUCGAACGUUAUUUGGUCAAACGGUUUCGGCAACAGGAGCGAAGUCGAAACAGGGGGAUCUGCCCAAUUGUUUAAGACAAUUAGCGUUGGAAGUGUGGUUGCAAGAAUUGGAUCACGUCACUUUACCAUCACGCCAUAAGAUUGAAAAGGAUGACUUCGUCGUGGUAUGUCUUCCGCUUUCGUGUCGUAGAGGUGGAAUUCUGAGUGGGCGUGGCGAUUUUGCUCGGACCAGUCGAGUGUUUGGUCAAUAUGCAGCACAAUUGCUCCGGUGGCCAAUGCUCAGUUACGUUAACCCAAACCAAGAAGGUGGAACGUAA